AGAGUGAGGAGCGCGAGCCUCCGGACUUCCAACCGCUCAGCAUGCGAAGUGACUCUACGCGAACUGAAGUCGACAAACAGUGGAAAUAUUAGGCAUUUACGCUUUUAUCCUGCAUCAUCAUCACUACUCAUAAAGGUUAAGAACGCUGGAAUUAGCUGGAUUGCAUUGUUGGAAGAAAACUGGACUUUUGAGCGGGCCGGGAGCGAAGAGUGGAGUGCUUGGAGUCACUUACAAAGACUAUUAAGAAGUCAUGACAUGACGAAUGCUUCUCUUGGAUUUAUCUUCAUUAAACACGGGAGAAAAGUCGAUUACAAACAUUUUAACUUAAAUUAUUCGGACUGCUAGUUAAGUAUUGGGACAUUUAUUGAAAAUUUCUUCCCAUUUUCCACCAUUUUUAAGUCGCCCUACUUGGAUCAAAGUUUUUCCUUCCCUCCCCCCUCCUCCUCAACUAUGGCGGCGGCCAGGUUCACCACUGGCUCCGUGUUUCUGCGGAUCAUGUGGCUGCUGUGCGGGCUUUCUUUUUUCUCACCCGCUUCUGCCCAGCAUUACAACAGUGAGAGUGGAAUAUCCGUCCCAGAACACGGCUUUUGCCAGCCCAUCUCCAUCCCGCUCUGCACCGACAUCGCCUACAACCAGACCAUCAUGCCGAACCUUUUGGGCCACACGAACCAGGAGGACGCCGGUCUUGAGGUGCACCAGUUCUACCCGCUCGUAAAGGUCCAGUGCUCUGCAGAUCUGAAGUUCUUCCUCUGCUCCAUGUAUGCUCCGGUGUGUACGGUGCUAGAGCAGGCCAUCCCCCCGUGUCGGUCCCUGUGUGAGCGGGCACGGCAGGGAUGUGAAGCGCUAAUGAAUAAAUUCGGCUUCCAGUGGCCGGAACGGCUCCGCUGCGAGGCUUUCCCCGUCCACGGAGCUGGGGAUAUCUGCGUCGGCCAGAACACAUCCGAACCGGGAACCCCGUCCUCCUCGUCUUCUCCCUACGCACCCGAGCCCAUAACCCUCCCCCCGUUCAUGGGAAGACCGAACCAGCGCCCGUCACAAUCAAACCAGUACCACCAGUUCUCCUGCCCGCUGCAGCUGGAGGUGCCCCCCUACUUGGGCUACAGAUUCAUGGGGGUCAAAGACUGCGGAGCCCCCUGCGAGCCCACCAGACAAAGCGGGAUCAUGUACUUCCGAGAGGAUGAGGUGAAGUUCGGCCGGCUUUGGGUCGGGAUCUGGUCUAUCUUGUGUUGUGUGAGCACCUUAUUCACGGUGCUUACCUACCUAGUGGACAUGAGGCGGUUCCGAUACCCCGAGCGGCCCAUUAUCUUUCUCUCUGGCUGUUAUUUUAUGGUGGCCGUAGCCUACGCCGCAGGGUUUUUCCUAGAAGACCAGGUAGUUUGCGUGGAUAAAUUCAAGUCGGAAGGCUACAGGACAGUGGCUCAGGGGACCAAAAAGGAGGGCUGCACCAUCCUCUUCAUGGUGUUGUACUUCUUCGGCAUGGCCAGCUCCAUCUGGUGGGUGAUUUUGUCCCUGACCUGGUUCCUUUCUGCCGGGAUGAAAUGGGGCCACGAAGCGAUUGAAGCCAACUCCCAGUAUUUCCACCUAGCUGCGUGGGCUGUCCCGGCCAUCAAAACCAUCACCAUCCUCGCCGUGGGCCAGGUGGACGGGGAUAUCCUCACAGGGGUGUGUUUUGUGGGGAUCUUCAACGUGGACGCCCUCCGCGGUUUCGUUCUGGCCCCCCUUUUCGUCUACCUGUUCAUCGGCACGUCCUUCCUCCUGGCCGGUUUCGUGUCUCUGUUCCGGAUCCGCACCAUCAUGAAGCACGACGGCACCAAGACGGAGAAGUUGGAGAAGCUCAUGGUGCGGAUCGGCGUCUUUAGCGUCCUCUACACCGUACCGGCCACCAUAGUGAUCGCCUGUUACUUCUACGAGCAGGCCUUCAGGGAGCACUGGGAGCGGACCUGGCACAUGGAGACCUGCAAGCACUUCGCCGUGCCCUGCCCGGUACGCGACUUCGCCUCCAUGACCCCGGACUUCACUGUGUUCAUGAUCAAAUACCUGAUGACCAUGAUAGUCGGGAUCACCUCCGGUUUCUGGGUCUGGUCCGGGAAGACGCUUCAGUCGUGGCGGCGGUUCUACAAGCGGCUCAGUAACGGCAGCCACGGAGAGACGACGGUGUGAAGUUUGGAGCAACUGUUACCUGAGAAUGAGGUCGAAUAGCUUUCAUUUUAACACAAUUAUGGAUGUAUUUUUGAUCACAUUUUUCUGUUACGAGGUUGUGGCAGCAGUCCAAGCUUCUGGACACAACCAAACUUUUAUAUGUGCCACAAAAGGUGGUUGAAAUUUCAAUAUACUACUACUUUUUUCUGCCCACAGUCUUUGCUUUUGCAUAUCUUUUUUUAAUUUUUGGAUUUAAACCUAAAUGAUCAUAAUGGUUACUGGACUGUAAUGCCAGACUUGUUAUGAAACUCCCUGCAUAUUAUCAAUUAUAUCCAUGUAUUACUAUUUGAAUGUACUUCCUACCAGCUCUUUUGAGAGUUUGUCACAGAAAAGACUGCAGACUGCAGCAGAAAAGGUCAAAGGUUACAUCCCUCCAACAGCCACACCUCCUCUGACUGUGAAUUCAACACUUGGGGCGUUUUAAGUUACUCUGCUUUUAGGUAAAGACUGAAAAGCUUUAACACACGUUAGAUUUUGCAGAGUACAAUCUGUUUUUUGUCCACCAGCUUUGCCAUUAUGUGCCAAGUGGCUGUACACAAAUCAAACCUUUUUCUUCAAAAAAAAAAAAGCUGAAAUAUUUUCUCCUGUAUUGAAUGUUCACUCCGGAGGUGAAUGAAGUUUUUAUGUAUUUGGUUUGCACAUCUAUCCUAAGUGUUAAACAAUAUGACUGUUACACUACAGAUUGACCUGGAUCUAACAUUUAGAGAGACCACACACACAUACACCUCCACUCUCUGUAAUUAAGACACACCAACUCAUUGUUUGUCUCUGUGUGUGGUCUCCUAUCAAAAGGACUUUUUUUUUUUUUUAAUCCUUUAAGACACCCAAAGCAGCAUUUCAAACCAUCUAGGUUUAAUCCAAAUGGCUGCUCUGGGUUUUUAAUGUUAUUUCAUCCUGGAUUAAGAUGACUGUAGACACUCACGCCUGUAUUCUUGUAAUUUAACUUGAAGUGUUUCAAGGGUUCUCUUUUCCAAGCAGACUGAAUAUUUUGGAGCUUUUGUUGAAGAGUUAUUUUAGUAUCUUUGCUGCCUUGCAAAAGUCUUCAAAACACAGCGAAACAGAGUUUUUUUGUUUGUUUGUUUGUUUUUUCUGCAUCGGGAAGGGAAGGUAGCGGAGGGUCAAAAGGACAAAGCCAGUUGGGAGUUCAGCAGUGUUGAAUCUAAGGGCAGUUAAAACAGGUCAACUUUUAUAUUUUUAAGUAACAUGCACUCUUGUCAUACAGUAGUAGGGAAACUAAAUGCUGUUACUAUUGAAAUUAAGUAUUUUAAGGACUGACGAUGUUUGUGGUAUUGAAAUUUAAAACACUUUUAAGUGAAUAAAUAAAUGGUCAGUGGCGCCGGCAGGACUUAAAUCACACCACACAGGUUAGGAUUAGGUCCGCAUCAUAAUCAGAAGGAUCGUAACUGCUCACAGCAAUUUGCUUUUUUAUUUUUGUGUGCUCGUUUCUAAGGUACUUAUUUGCUUGCGAACACACAAAACAAGCAAAAUCCAACGUUGUAAAAUGAGCAGUUUAGCAUCAGCACUGAGACAUUAAUACCAAUUAUUGGUCUUCUGAUGCAUCACCUCAGCGAGGAUGCAGCUAAAACUGCAGACUCUGCAGUGGUUCAGAUUGUGUCUUCAAGAUAGUGAAAGGAUUACAGCUGCUGGCACCUCUGUAACUGGUGACAAGAGUAAUAAAGUUAUCAGUGACUUGCUCUGUGCAUUGGUCGAAUGAGAAAAUGACCUCUCAGACUAAGUAAUGAAAUCAGUUGGAGCCAUUGUGGGGAAGCAGAAAAACAUGUUUUCACCCUGAGGCAGCUGUGAGGCAGCAGACCAGUCAGUGCCUGAAGCUUUUGUUUCUAGCCAUGCAGAAUAUUUUGUCUGCAUAGGUAACACACAUAAGUAAAGAACGGGACCGCCCCAGCGAUGAGCACGACUCGCACUACAGAACUGGUAUUGGUACUGUGUCCUGAAUCCUUGUGUAAUGAUAAUAAUACUAAAACUACAUGCUUUGUACCAGCCUUCAUAUUAUACGUUUAAAGCAGUGUGUAUAUAGGAAAUGCCAAUGUUCCCAUGUGAAUUUACUACAUACCUCAAAGCCUGGGUACAAUUUGUUUGUAGGUCUGAGUUAGGAAAUGUUUCAGUUCACUCAUCACCUGACAAGGCUGAGCAGGUCUGUGUUACCAGGCAGACCGCACUGUUUGUGUUUCAGAAGGAAUACAAGUGUUUUUAUCACAACAUAUGCAAAGUACCAAGUAAACACAGACUGACUUUUUUUAAAAGCAUAAUGUAUUUAUGGCGGGUACUCAUUUUUUGUCUUUUAUACUUUUUUUUUUUUUUUAAUGAGAUAUGCCUGAUGUACGUGUACAGUUUGAAUAAAAAUU
Messenger RNA from Archocentrus centrarchus (flier cichlid), 4562 nucleotides. Its product is annotated as frizzled-7-A-like. Gene Ontology annotation, biological process: canonical Wnt signaling pathway; non-canonical Wnt signaling pathway. The record is from RefSeq and is a predicted model, not a curated record. Gene Ontology annotation, cellular component: plasma membrane. Gene Ontology annotation, molecular function: Wnt-protein binding; Wnt receptor activity. The transcript has a single exon. The coding region runs from base 451 to 2160 and encodes 569 amino acids. Lineage: Eukaryota; Metazoa; Chordata; Actinopteri; Cichliformes; Cichlidae.